UUGGCCUCGCACUUUGUCUGGCGGCCUCUGUCGCUUUUCAAAGACCUCAUGGCUGAUCCUUUGAGUAUCGCCGCGUCUGUUGUUGGCCUGGUGGCCGCUGCGGGCAAGGUCUAUGGCGUCCUGUCCAAUUUCGUUUCAACCGCUGCGGAUGCGCCCAGCUCCGCAGCCUCGGUACUUGAGACGGUGGAACAGAUGAAGCUGACGCUGUCGUCGGUGCAGUCCCUCAUCGACUCAAUCGAGAGCCUCGACCCCUCUCGGAAAGCUUUGAUUCAGUUGGACCAUCUUUCGAUCGUCAUAACUCAUUCAGUCUUGACAAUUUCGGAGCUUGAAUCGAUUGUCUGUCCCAAAGAUGGGCUAAUGCACCGCCUGCGAUGGGCAUGGAGUGAGAAGAGAGUCAUGGGUCUCUUGCCGAGACUCGAAUCUCAAAAGAGCUCGCUAUCAUUGAUGGUGGCAGUUUUGCAGAGCAAAUCCGAGUUGGAGGCUCGCACCAGCCAUACCACGCUCCUUUCCAAAGUGGACGAAGUCCUGCAGCAGAAUGAAGCACUCGCACAUCGGUUACAGCGUCUCGAAGGCAACCUCAUGUCUGAUAGUCGAUCAGUCAAAUUCUUUGAUGAUGCAUCAUCCAUAAUCUCCAGGCGACUGUCGUUUCUGAGCGUGAGGAGUGUUGACUCCUCCUCCUCCUCUAUCUCAUCGGCAUCACAGAAGAGACAGUCCAUCACCAUCACGAGUCCCUCUAUCGUCGCGAGGAAUGACUUUGAGCUAGCGCUUGAAAGGUCUAGAGUGUAUAAUCGUACCCAGUUGAACGAAUCCGAUGUUUCGUUCACAUCAUCCACAGCGCCGAGUGCUGCUUGGAGUAUGCUUUCGGGCUUGAGUUUGAACGACAUAUCCAUAAUAUCGGCUUUCCGGCUUCCGAUCACUCUCGACGACAUUGACCUCUUGGCGCCUGGGUCAACAUUUUCCAUAUUGCUGACGGAGCAGCUAACUGCUACUAUGACGACUUCUACCACUGUGGAGGCGGAGCCUAGAAGAGACGAUGCCCAAACAUCAACCCAAGCAAGGCCGAGGCCGACAAGGAGGCCGACUGGUGAGCGUAACAGAGGCUCAACACGACUAGUCGCCUCCGCCUUGAGGGGGUACCAUGCCAAAAGAGCUAUUAAAAUCGUGGUCAUCGGUGAUGAUAAUUCUAUGAAGAAUACAAUACUUCAGACCUACGCGUAUCCUAGAGGUGCCACCUCGCGCGAGUAUACGCCAAAGACGUUUGAGAAUUUUGUUGUAGAAGUCAAAGUUAAUAGCCAUUUGACACGUCUGGCACUCUACGAUACGACCGGCCAAGAGAAGUACACGCGGCUUCGAGUUUUAAGCUACCAAUCAACUAGCAUAUUUCUUGUCCUUUCACGGAAGACGACGUCGAGCGCUGAACUGGAAGAGGUCGAGUACAAAUGGAUCCCCGAGAUUAUUCAGCACUGUCCUGGAACCCCUUACCUCAUCGUGGGGACAUAUAAGAACAAGCCUGGAGUGGAAGCUUUGCCCGACAACUCAAUUGAAGGCGGUCGGGUUGCCGAAAGAGCUGGGGCUAUCGGCUAUACUGAAUGUGAUGUGGAAGAUCCGACAAGUGUCAGUGCGACAUUUGGCCAGGCCAUUGCAAAAGCACUAGGACUUGAUAAACCCUCAGGCAGACUAAGGGACUCACUACGACGACGGUCCUUGAAGCCGUUGAUUGAAACCGAACAGUUUGAUGUGGAGUGA
This is a messenger RNA of Fusarium keratoplasticum, 1746 nucleotides long. RefSeq lists its product as uncharacterized. Gene Ontology annotation, biological process: small GTPase-mediated signal transduction. NCBI's taxonomy places the organism in Eukaryota, Fungi, Ascomycota, Sordariomycetes, Hypocreales, Nectriaceae. Bases 49 to 1746 code for a protein of 565 amino acids. The record is from RefSeq and is a predicted model, not a curated record. The transcript has 5 exons. Gene Ontology annotation, molecular function: GTPase activity; GTP binding.